Messenger RNA from Maudiozyma saulgeensis, 1182 nucleotides. The record is from the annotation of a GenBank genome assembly. Lineage: Eukaryota; Fungi; Ascomycota; Saccharomycetes; Saccharomycetales; Saccharomycetaceae.
AUGCCACCAAAGAAAGUCGUAGAAGAAAAGAAGGUCUUAUUAGGUCGUCCAGGUAAUAACCUAAAGGCUGGUAUUGUUGGUCUAGCUAACGUUGGUAAAUCUACUUUUUUCCAAGCUAUUACUAGAUCCCCUCUAGGUAACCCAGCUAACUAUCCUUUCGCUACCAUUGAUCCAGAAGAAGCUCGUGUUAUUGUUCCAUCUGAAAGAUUUAAUGAAUUAUGUAGAGAUUACAAAUCUGCCUCUGAAGUUCCAGCUCAUUUGACCGUUUAUGAUAUUGCCGGUCUAACUAAAGGUGCUUCUGCUGGUGAAGGUCUAGGUAAUGCUUUCUUGUCCCAUAUUAGAGCUGUUGAUUCCAUUUAUCAAGUUGUUCGUUGUUUCGAUGAUGCUGAAAUUAUUCAUAUUGAAGGUGAUGUCGAUCCAGUACGUGACUUAGAAAUUAUUAGUAAUGAAUUAGGUCUAAAAGAUAUUGAAUUCUGUGAAAAAGCUUUUGAAGCCGCUGAUAAGAUUGCUAAGAGAGGUGGUCAAUCUCUUGAAGUUAAGCAAAAGAAAGAAGAAUGUGCUUUAAUUGAAAGAAUCAUUGCUUUAUUGAAGGACGGUCAAAGAGUUGCUAACCAAACUUGGACUUCUAAAGAAGUUGAAACUAUUAACUCUAUGCAAUUGUUAACCGCUAAACCAUGUAUUUAUUUGAUUAACUUAUCUGAAAGAGAUUACAUGAGAAAGAAGAACAAGCAUUUGUUAAGAAUUAAGGAAUGGGUUGACACUCACUCUCCAGGUGAUAUGAUUAUUCCAUUCUCUGUCUGUUUGGAAGAAAGAUUAUCUCAUAUGCCUGAAGAAGAAGCCGCCGCUGAAUUGAAAGAACUUGGUACCGUUUCUGCUUUACCAAAGAUUAUUACCACUAUGAGACAAAAAUUAGAUUUGAUUUCAUUUUUCACUUGUGGUCCAGAUGAAGUUCGUGAAUGGACUAUCAGAAGAGGUACCAAGGCUCCACAAGCUGCUGGUGUUAUUCACAACGAUUUAAUGAACACUUUCAUUUUAGCUCAAGUUAUGAAAUACGACGAUGUUGUUCAAUACAAGGAUGAUGCUGCUAUUAAGGCCGCUGGUAAAGUCCUGCAAAAGGGUAAGGACUACGUUGUUGAAGACGGUGAUGUCAUCUACUUCAGAGCCGGUGCUGGUAAGAACUAG